Messenger RNA from Temnothorax curvispinosus, 1171 nucleotides. RefSeq lists its product as uncharacterized. The annotation marks the transcript as partial. The record is from RefSeq and is a predicted model, not a curated record. Lineage: Eukaryota; Metazoa; Arthropoda; Insecta; Hymenoptera; Formicidae. The transcript is spliced from 7 exons.
CUAGGAGAGACCGAGGUUUAGAAGUCACACGGUGUAGGUUGCUCCUAUUGUGUUAGUCGGGUGUACGAAAUAGUUCGUUUCAAAAACAUCGCAUGUGAUAUUUACGAUCACUUUUUAAAAAUUGGAGGAGAAAGAAAAACAAGGCCUGGUCCAUGUGGUCAGAUAGAGAAGUAGACGGUGUGUAAAAAGAAGAGGACAAGGGACGAAAGAAACGAACUUCAACAGUUUUGGUCCAUCUAUUUCGCAAGUUUUUACAAUCUAUCACGGUCUGUCGAAUAUGUACGCGCAAUGUAUACUAUCGGUUUCAAACAAAUUUCACUUUUCACCAAAACACUUUGACCGUGACACGAAGUCACGUAAACCGAUAGAAAAGCUUGCACGUCAUGGAAUGUGUGAAGAUCUCUGAAACUGUUAUUACAUACUUUUAAUACGUACUUGAUACGUAAUUGAUAGUAAAAUGACGCCGAUUGCUCAAACGAUAUUUUGGAUAAGCUUUUUAUACAUUGCGGCACCAGUAAAAACUGCAAGAAUCUUGGCGAUUGUUCCAAUACCAUCCUACAGUCACCAAAUUUGUUAUCAAUCAUUAUGGAUCGCUUUGAGCCAAAGAGGACACGAAGUCGUCCUUAUAACAACAGAUCCGAUCAAUGACCCUAGUUUGACAAAUUUGACAGAAAUCAAUUUCCAAUCUAACUACCAGAUAAUGAAAAAGUUUAAUUUUGCCAAAAACGUUAUGGCGGGAACUCAUGCGUGGUUAAGGACAUCACGCACACAAAUAUGGCCUCUGUGUGGAGAUUUUACAGAAAACAUGUUUAAGCAUCCAAAAGUACGUAAGAUGUAUGCACCGAAUAAUGAUGAAAAAUUCGACUUAGUAAUUGUAGAAGUUAUAAAAAUACCUAGUUUCUAUGCCUUGGCGCAUAGAUUUAAUGCACCUCUCAUAGGUGUGUCAUCAUUAGGACUACGUAGUACAGAUUAUUAUCUACUCGGUGCACCUGUUCUGUCAUCACAUCCUUCGGUUUGGGAAAUAGAAGAUGACACCGGUUUAAAUCUGUCAUUAUGGCGGAGGAUAAAUAAUUUUAUUCGUCAAUGUCAACAAGAAGCUCUCUCGUUUGUUAGACCGACAAUGCCUAAUAUUUUAGUAUUUGGAAAUUUUCAUAUUUCAAAAAAACCCGCG